Messenger RNA from Mytilus californianus (California mussel), 1345 nucleotides. RefSeq names its product sperm-associated antigen 8-like. The transcript has 6 exons. Lineage: Eukaryota; Metazoa; Mollusca; Bivalvia; Mytilida; Mytilidae. Gene Ontology annotation, cellular component: cytoplasm; nucleus. The record is from RefSeq and is a predicted model, not a curated record. Gene Ontology annotation, biological process: positive regulation of transcription by RNA polymerase II. Gene Ontology annotation, molecular function: microtubule binding. The coding region runs from base 94 to 708 and encodes 204 amino acids.
AAACAUUGUUGACAUUCUACCAUAGAAACCAUUACAUCCGGUCAAAUUUGUUGCCCUUUUUAACACCAGUAUUUCCACUAAUAACACUCAACAAUGAGUAUUUUGAACCAAGGCAGAAAUGAAAUAAGAUUCAAUAAUGCAGAUGGAAGAUGCUUGCUUGAGAAUUGGGUAGAGGAGAGGGCAGUUAAUCCUUAUGAUUGUGUCGAAGAAGAUAUAAAUGUCACAAGUAGUGCUGAAAGAUUUAAAGAUGGUCAUAUAGGAAUACUCACAACAGAGUUAGAAGCCCCUGCAUCAAAACUAACAACAGUCAGAGAAUCUUAUAAAAAACCAGAACCUUGUGGAGUUCGAUUGAUGGGUAAAAAAGAACAAAUGAUGAGAGAAAUGUUUUUUGAAAAAGUUGGGAGGGAAGUUUUCAAUGAAGAGUUAGAAGCAUCACAGCCAGAACCCACAGACUUUAGAUCAGUUACAAAUAAAGAUUUCAAUAUUGAAGGUUUUAAGUCUGUACGACCUGAGCCUACAAAGAAUCACAAUUACAAAAAAGAUCAGCCUGUCACAUUUUGGUCAGAACACAAAAAAAAUGUACAUGGGGUUAGUUCAGAAAAAACAGGUGACACACCAUUCAGGAAAAAUGAUGCCUUCAGCAAACCUAUAGGAGAAUACUGGGAUGAAACACAGCCUUAUGAACUUGAAAAUUAUCCUAAAAUGUGAACAUAUAUACAUUGGAUAUUGGAUAUUGAAUAUUAAAAUGACAGUUAUGAAACUAUUAAGGAAGCAAUUGAAUUUUAAGACUGAGGUGCAAGCAUUGUCAACUGCCAUGUCAAAGAUUUGUUUUUAACAAUCAAAUAAAUUUUAUAAAAUAAGACAGAAGAAAGAGUUUACCUUAAUAACCCUCUGCAGUUCAUGACAGAUAAUGAAAAAAAUGUAAAUUAAUUACUUAGUUUUGGGGAAUGGGAUACAAAUAACUAAAAUACUAUUUGUAUUAUUUUGCAGAAUAUAUAUAUAAUAUAUAAUAAUGUUUUCUCAUUACUUCUAAUUUUUUAAACCUAGGUACAAUUUGACAUUUUUCGUAUAUAUAAUAAAACAAAAAGCUAUGAUAGUAUUAGAUCAAAGUUAACAUUAACAGUGCUUACUUUGAUCUAAUACUAUCAUAGUUUUUUGUUUUAUUAUAUAUACAAAAAAACAAUGUCAAAUUGUACCUAGGUUUAAAAAAUUAGACGUAAUGAGAAAAAAUGCUAUUUAUCGUUUUAACUUAUUUAUAUAUCAUGUUUUAAAUCAUGUGACAGAAUUUAUAUUUAAAAAAUGACUGAAAUAGAUAAUACAAGAAAAAUAAAAUAUAUAUGCCACA